AUGUCCGUCAAGUUUGCCAUCAGCUCUGGCGCUCUGUCACUGGCGCUAUUGCUCUUCGGCCAUGGCCACCUCACCAAGGCAGCAAAGGACCCGGACACUACUUAUAUUUACUUUGACAACAUCCCAUAUCUUGCCAACGCCUCCAAUGUCAUCCCGAUGUCCUGGUCCGCGCUGGAAGCCGGCUUUGCAGAUCCCAUCCGCGAGGACGUUGCCAAUUUCACCGGUCUAGACUGGACAAAGCCGUACCCCGGGAGCCCGCUGCCAGGCUUCACUGCCCAUCUGCGGAUAGCGGACCACCUGCCUUUUCCGCCCGCUGUGACGGAGGAGAAUGCCACAAUCGACGUAGCAGCUCUCAACAACGGCAUCCCACCGUCCAUGAGAAAGGCAGAUGGCCUCCCC
Messenger RNA from Sordaria macrospora k-hell, 399 nucleotides. NCBI's taxonomy places the organism in Eukaryota, Fungi, Ascomycota, Sordariomycetes, Sordariales, Sordariaceae. The record is from the annotation of a RefSeq genome assembly.